Schizosaccharomyces octosporus yFS286 is the source of this 1060-nucleotide messenger RNA. RefSeq names its product SNAP receptor, synaptobrevin family. The record is from RefSeq and is a predicted model, not a curated record. The transcript is spliced from 2 exons. The coding region runs from base 41 to 406 and encodes 121 amino acids. Lineage: Eukaryota; Fungi; Ascomycota; Schizosaccharomycetes; Schizosaccharomycetales; Schizosaccharomycetaceae. Gene Ontology annotation, cellular component: SNARE complex; plasma membrane. Gene Ontology annotation, biological process: vesicle-mediated transport; vesicle fusion. Gene Ontology annotation, molecular function: SNAP receptor activity; syntaxin binding.
UUGGGUAUUUGUUUCCUUUACCAACCAGCGCAUUAAAACAAUGUCCGAGCCCUACGACCCAUAUAUUCCGACGGAAUCGUCGACACCAGGUCGUGUUGGCAAUGCCAAUACAGGAUCGACCCCAAAUGUGAAGACAGCUGCAAUUCAGCAGCAAAUUGAUGACACUGUGGGCAUUAUGAGAGAGAACAUCUCAAAGGUGUCUGAGCGUGGUGAACGCCUUGAUUCCUUACAAGAUAAAACAGAUAAUUUGGCUGUAAGUGCCCAAGGCUUUCGUCGCGGUGCCAAUCGCGUUCGCAAGAAAAUGUGGUGGAAAGAUAUGCGAAUGCGUUUAUGUAUCAUCAUUGGUAUCAUUAUUUUACUAGUCGUUAUUAUUGUUCCCAUUGCAACAAAGUUUCAUGGGAAGUAAGGGUUCAUACACUUGACAGUAUGAGAUUGCCUUUAUCGUGAGGCGUUUCCUAUGAUUAGACUUGGAGUCCAUUGUUUCUCACUUUUGAGUUUAAUCUAGUCGUCUUUACUAUGCUCUAAAAAAAAAAAAACAAAUUCAAAUCCUGUGAAUGUACGCAUAGUUUCUUAGAAUUAACAUUUAAAACGUGAAAAUACUGGCUUCUUUUUUUUUUCUUUAAGUAAUUACUUCUCUUUUGCCCGUUUUUAUAUCCUUUUAUACGAGCCCUUGGUCUGAUGAUGGGUGACGAUGCUGAGUUGGUUUUUCUGCAUUCGGGGCUUUUAAAUAAUGGCUGUAUUUACAGUUUUAGCUAGACAUCGCAUUAAUACGAAAAUGCUAGUUUGCACAUCCUCCGGCUAUGAUUCCCUGAUGUUGUCUUAUGCGAAGCUUUACGGGUGUUCUUGUGACAUUUGGUUUAAAGACUCGGUGCACUUUAUGAAAAUCCGCCUGGUAAUUUUCAAACCUCUGUGGUUUUAUGUCACUUUUUUCAUAAGACAUUUCGUUUAGCAUGAGGAUAGUUGAUGUUUAAUGUAUAUGAUAAUCGCCUUUCUUUUACGAGUCAUAUAACUUCUGAGUAUAUAUAUAACAUAUAUGCAGUGGAUUGUUUUUUGAAGCAGG